Messenger RNA from Owenia fusiformis, 1984 nucleotides. The record is from the annotation of a GenBank genome assembly. NCBI's taxonomy places the organism in Eukaryota, Metazoa, Annelida, Polychaeta, Sabellida, Oweniidae.
CAGAUAAAAUACCUCAACAACAUGUUAUAUCUACAGAUAAAUACAUAAGGUAAACUAAGAGGCAGAUAUCCUUAAAAAGAUGAAUACUAAGAGUAAAAAAAUGUUUAGAGCAAAAUGUUUCCUCAUGGUGUUUAUUUCUUUACUUUUACUAAUGACAUUUGUGUUAAAUGCCAAACAUAUGGAGACAUUCAUAGGAAAGGACUUUACAAGGACAAGGAUUUUACCUUUUCUGAACAUAUGGAAUAAUUCCACCAUGGAACCUACAAAUUCAGAGCAGCCUCACAUGACAAAAUCUACAAUAAAAUUUUCAAAUUCAGACAUUUUUCAAACAAGAAAACCUACUAUUCCAGACCAGCCAGGCACAACAAAACCUGCAAAUUCAGAUCUGCCACACACAAUAGAAACUACAGAUGUGGACCAGCCACAAACAAUAAAAUCUACAAAUUUAGACCAGCCUCGCACAACAGAAUCUACAAAUUCAGAACAGCUUCACACAAUAAAAUCUAUGAAUUCUACAAAUUUGAACCAGCCAAACACAACAGAAUCUGCAAAAGAUGAGUCUAAUACAGACAUAUAUUCAAAUCAAAAUACAGAAGUACAUCGGUGCAUAGAAGCACUUUUAGGAAAUAACACCCAACAAAUGAAUAACUGCAAAAAGAUCAGAAAUAAAACAAUUAUGAAAACCAUCAUUGAUAAAUAUAACAAGUUGACUCAACGAAAAAAACAACAACAGGAUUUUCAUCGAGAUAUAAGCUCAGAGUUUAUACACCACAAAGUCAAGGGAUCAAUGGUACCAAAUGUUGUUCAUUACAUAUGGUUUGGGGUAAGAGAAUUUGAAUUUUUCCAUGCUGUAGCAGUGUAUAGUGCUUAUAAGUUCCUCAAACCUGAGAAGAUAGUGUUUCAUGGUGAUACCAUACCAACUGGACCAUGGUGGGACUUCGUAAAGAAUAAGACAUCACAUCUAAAGUUUCAUUAUACUGGGAAGCCUACAUAUGUAUAUAGGAAGAAGUUGGAACAUUUAGAACAUUCUGCCGAUAUCAUGAGGUUACUAAUAUUACAAGACGAGGGAGGCAUUUACAUGGACACAGAUGUAAUUGUUCUUAAAUCUUUUGACCCACUUCGUCGAUAUGAUGUCACAAUGGGAAAAGAAUCAGAUGAUGGACUUGCUAAUGGGAUAAUUCUAGCAAAGAAAGGAGCCCCAUUUCUCAGACUGAUUUUUGAAGCAUAUCGCACAUAUAGUAAAAAAGAAUGGAGUCGACAUUCUGUGGGUGUCCCUUAUGAUUUAUCAAAGAUUUACCCACAUCUUAUUCAUGUUGAAAAAACAAGUCUCCUACGUCCCAGCUGGAUGGACGCUAAGAUCCUUUUCCAGGGGCAUUACAACUGGACAGAAAAUUACGCAAUUCACAUCUGGCAUCGGGAUUACAAAGCAAUUGGUGGAUAUUUCCCACAUUGUCCAGAAGAUCUUUAUGACCUUGACACAACAUUAGGAGAGGUCAUGCGGUACGUAUUGUUUGGAAACUCGACACUUUUAAGUGUGAAUCCAAUGAAUACAACAAAUCACAACAGUACCAGACACAUGAACGUAACUUGCCAAUCAUAUGAUGUGUUUAAUGUGACAAAACAACUAGUGGAAGAAGGAGACCCAAUUAACACACCAGAAAGAAAGCAGAAAGCACAUACCAUUGAAAAGCAAACUGGUAAUUCAUUUAAGACCCAAAAAAGAGUAGAAAGGAUUGAAGAAUUACAAACGCAAGAAAUAUCAACCUUUAAAUUAUUACAAAAAUACAUAGAAUCACAAAAACAUGAGAUAAGAACUGAUUCAACACUAGUGCCAACUGAUUCAACAUUAGUACCAACUGAUUCAACAUUAGUACCAGCUGAUGGAACAUUAGUACCAACUGAUUCAACACUAGUGCCAAUUGAUUCAACACUAGUAUCAAUUGAUUCAACACUAGUACCAACUGAUGGAACAUUAGUACCAACU